CGAAGCAUCUUUUCGCUAUUACCAAAACUUCCAAAACAACCGUCAAACCCUAUCUGUACUCUUUCCUCCUCCCCCUUUCUAUUAUUCCCUUCGAAACCCUAAACUUCCCCAUUAAUCUUCGAAUCUUUUAUGGUUUUUCUCAUGAAAUUGAACAGAUUUUUUCAGUUGAGGGCUGAAAGCAACCUAAUUUCCAGCUCACUUUGAUGAUUUCUCAAAAAAAAGAUCCCUAAGUUUUUACCAUCUUCUUUUCAAUCAUCGAAACCAUCAUGGAUGGCUCUGUGGUGGAUUCCGAUCUCGGUGUCCCGCCUGAGUCAUGGGAAGUUGCCGACUUAGACGCCACCAUGCGCCGGCUCAUGCUUUCGUCAGCUAAAAAGGAGUCCAAUAGUUCUGUGAAUAAUAACGGUAAUGGUAACAAUCAAUCUGAGCUCGGUGAUGCGUUGGCGCCGGAUUCAGCUGCGUCUUCGGCGAACUUGGGUGGGGGAGUGUCUGAGGAUUUGAUAAAUUCUGUGGAUCAGUUUCUUCGGGAGGCUUUGCAAAACCCUCGGGAGCGUCUUUCGGUUCUUCGAAUGGAGCAGGAUGUUGAGAAGUUCAUACGCGAUCCUACCAGACAACAGAUGGAGUUCUAUCAGCUCCCUACAUCAUAUUUACGCUUGGCAGCCCAUCGUGUUGCACAACAUUACUCUUUGCAGUCAAUGGUUCUGUUGGACAAUAAUUUACCAGAUGGAUCUGGCUCGAGAAUCAUUGUACGCAAGACUUCUGAAUGUCGGAUACCUUUGAUUCGUUUAGCUGACAUUCCUGUAAAUCUGCCUUCAGAAGAUACUGGGGUCGUUAAGGUUGCAAUCAAACAGAGGCCACAGAAAGGGUCCCAAAUUGCGAGUGGUUCAAAUUCUCAUAUGUCAAAGAGCAAUAGUUUGAAGAGUGUAGAGGAAAGAAAAGAAGAAUAUAACAGGGCUCGAGCACGGAUAUUCAACUUGAAUAGCUUGAGCGCAGGUGCUAGUGGUAGAGGAGAAAGUGAACCUAGGACACAAGAUUUUUCUCAGCAUGUUUUACGUGGAGUAUCGAAGACAGAAGAGAAAUCUGUUCCAGGAGACGGGCAGCCUGAUCUAAAUGUCAGUAGGGGUUUGAUUGAUUCUAUGACUGGAAGUAAUAGAUCAGCUAGAAGUAGGACUGAAAAGGAGCCAGCUGGUAGAUCUAAAACUACUAAUAGGGUGGCCAUCUUUCGGGAUCGUGAAGUUGAUCGCAAGGAUCCUGACUAUGAUAGGAGUUACGAUAGGUACAUGCAAAGGUUUGAUCCUGGGUUUGGAUUUAGUGGAGGAGGAUACACCAUUCAGCCUUUGUACACACCUGCACUAAAUUACAAUACCGAAUUCCCACAACUUGGCUCAGCUCCUAGGCCAUCAAUAUCGAGUGAACACCAACCACGGCCACUUCCCCAACACCUACCUGGACCGUGGACUGCACCAUCAACUCCUGCUAUUACUUAUGGUCCUCCGGAGACAUUGAUUCCUCCCUUCAGCCCAAAUCAUGUUGGUGCGCGUUCUAAUUCAGGUCUAUACUUACACACUGCACAAUAUCCUUGCCAGCAUCCUGGGAUGCCAUUCAUUCAUCCUCACGAACAGGUUCACCAAUCCUUUGCUCAGUCUCAUCAACAGCAACCUGAUGCUUCUUUUGGAUUAGCCCGGCCCCGUUAAGGGGCAUGGGCCAUGCCUGCACCUUGUCAGAAGUAUUUCGAGUGUGGAGCAGUUCAAGGAGGCUGCUGGAGCAGUACCUUUUUAGUGCUUCUGACAAGGAUGCAGGCAUAAGCAACCGAGGCACAAUGGAUUGGACAGGUCAACCCUCGAGUUUCCCCUGUUUGAUCCAUUGCAGGAGUCUCGGUUUUAUGGAGCUUCAUUCAUGAUUAAUGAGGCUCAGUGGUUUGGGUUUGGCAAAUGCGUCAUUUCAAUCUGCUCUUGAGCUCUGCUUUGCCAAUGAUGAUGAUGAAGAAUGAAUAUAGGAAAAGAACUGUCGGAGCUGUCAAAACUUCUGCUUGGUCGGGAGAAGCACCAUUGAACCCUGGAGGUGAUCUAGAAGUGGAAAAAGGAGGGCUGACUGAGUACCUCGCCACUUGCGGUGGCCUUUGGAAGCUGUAGGUGCUGGCCAACUGGAUUUGUUCAAAGCUCUGGUCACUUAAAAGUUUUUUCCUGUAAAAUGUUCACAUGAAACAUUGGUGGCAUGUGUUGUACAGAUAUUUCCUUUUGUAACCAUGAUUUACUAAUUUUUAUGAUUAUUCUAACCUAUACUUGCAUGUUUAUUAUGUCUCGAAAUACCAUGUGGGCUAUUAUUGUUCUUA
Messenger RNA from Coffea eugenioides, 2329 nucleotides. Its product is annotated as R3H domain-containing protein 2-like. Gene Ontology annotation, molecular function: nucleic acid binding. The record is from RefSeq and is a predicted model, not a curated record. NCBI's taxonomy places the organism in Eukaryota, Viridiplantae, Streptophyta, Magnoliopsida, Gentianales, Rubiaceae. The transcript has 5 exons. The coding region runs from base 267 to 1691 and encodes 474 amino acids.